This is a messenger RNA of Acanthaster planci (crown-of-thorns starfish), 4878 nucleotides long. RefSeq lists its product as uncharacterized. Lineage: Eukaryota; Metazoa; Echinodermata; Asteroidea; Valvatida; Acanthasteridae. The record is from RefSeq and is a predicted model, not a curated record. Gene Ontology annotation, molecular function: ATP binding; MAP kinase activity. Gene Ontology annotation, biological process: protein phosphorylation.
UAUACUGUACAUGUACGUACGUGUGCACAUUGCAACAGACAUACAUGUACAUUUGUACACUGUACAUGUAUAGGCCCCACAUGCAUCUUCGCUUGUUAGCUCGAACUCCAGAGAAAUAGUAGACCUAUCUGCCAUUGCAGCUUUUCCUCAGGCCACAGAGGUCCGCCAUGCAGCAAGCAGCAACAAAAAACCUGCGGGCCUUCAAGACAAAAUGUUUGGAUGUGUACUUUGACCUGGACAACUCGGAGUACCGGGCUAUCCAGAAUAUUGGCACAGGUGCUUAUGGAGUUGUAUGCUCAGCCGUCCACAAGAAAUCCUCAGAAAAAGUGGCCAUCAAGAAGAUCCCUAAUGCAUUUGAGGAGCUGACCACGGCUAAGCGGACAUACCGUGAGCUCAAGAUCAUGCGCCACUUCCGGCAUGAGAAUGUAAUCGGGAUCCGGGAGAUCCUGAUGCCCAGGGAGUCUCUGAGUGACUUCCGGGAUGUCUACGUAGUGCUGGACCUGAUGGAGAGUGACCUGCAUCACAUCAUCCACUCGCAACAAGCGGUCAGCAUGGAGCACAUCCGCUACUUCCUAUAUCAGAUCCUCAGGGGGCUGAAGUACAUACACUCAGCCAAUGUGGUCCACAGGGAUCUCAAGCCCAGCAACCUCCUGGUGAAUGAGAACUGUGAACUUAAGAUUGGUGACUUUGGGAUGGCCCGGGGGCUGUCAGGGAGUGCCGACUCCAAACGGAAGAUGUUUAUGACUGUGUAUGUGGCUACACGGUGGUACCGUGCCCCAGAGUUGCUGUUUUCCAAUGACGAUUACUCAUAUGCAGUGGAUAUGUGGUCCGUGGGCUGUAUUUUUGCUGAGAUGCUUGGCCGCAAGCAGAUAUUCCCAGGAAAGAACCCCAUGCAUCAAUUGAGUCUCAUCAUCGAAGUCCUAGGGAUGCCACCGGACAGUCUGCUUCGCUCGACAAACAGUGACCAAAUCUACAACUUUUUUCACCGCAACUUUGGCGAGAAGCAGUCCACAAAUCUGAGAGAGAAGUACCCCAACCUGGAUGAUGAUGGGAGGGACUUGCUCUCCAAGAUGCUAGUCUUCAAUCCUUCAGAAAGAAUCUCAGUGAAAGAGGCCCUCUCACAUCCUUUUCUGGCUAAGUAUCAUGAUCCAGAUGAUGAGCCCGACUGCUUCCCUGUGUUCGAUUUCUCCUUUGAGCAGGAGGACCUCACCAAGCAGCAGAUCCGACAAAAUGUUGGAAAGAUGAUCUUGAAGUAUCAGAGAACCAAACUCUUCGCCGGGAAGAAGUUGCCGGGCUCCCUGUCCAUUGUCAAGACACCCACAGCCAUUCCUGCCACUUCAACUGCCUGCCAAGAAACCAAAAGUGCAAUAUUGCAGUCGGCCGCUGCGCCUGUAUUUCCUGCCAACCCCUUGCCAGUCAGCAAUCCCCCAAGCACUGAUCAAAGCUCAGAUGCAAAAGAACCACCCCAAAAGGGCAUCUUUAAAGUCCCUUCCCUCCCCACAGGUGAGAAAAAGCUGUUGCCAGCAGAGCCAAAGCCACCCCCAAAGGAAGCGGACGGAGAACCAGACGCUUUGAGUGUCUCGGCAGUGCCUACCUUGACUGUCACAAACGACGUGGACAUGAAAAGUGCAUCAAGAUCAGCCCAGAAUACUGCCGACAGUAGCAUGGACAGACUAGCGCAGGGUGCAUCAACUUAUGCAACUCUUACUGCCUCAUCAACUAACACCAUCUCCGAUGAUGUUGAAAUGAAAAGUGCCAAGGGCGAGCAAAAUCAGUUAGUCACAGAAUCUAGUAUUGGACCCUGUGUAUCAGAACCAGUAGAUGUGGAUAUGAAGAGUGCAAGACAAGGGGAGGCUGGUGUCGUGAGUAUAAGUUCCCAAGUUCAAAGCACACUAAACAUUUCCAAGCAACCGGAAUGUAUGCAGAGUACCGGGCAGAAGACUAUUUCGCAGGACACCAAGGAGCUGAUCAAAGCCGCACUUCGGCAGUCAGCCUUGAAGAAUAAAAUGAGAAAAGAUUCAGAAGCUGAAAAAGGUGGUGGGAAGAUUCCGGUCACUGCACUCUCCCGCCAGAGGGAACGGGAACAGAAGCGACGGCAGAAGCUGCGCCGGUCGCUGGAGAGACAGAAGAGAGGCAAGGGGAAGGGUAAAAAAGCCACUGAAAACAGCGAGGAGGACAAGCACCAGCUGCUGACCAACGAAGACCGAAACCUGCUGGAGAGGUGGAACAAGAUGCUGAGCAAAAAGAAGGAGAUGGAGGAAUCGACCGGAGAGACUGACAGAGCUGACAAGGAGAGCUCCAGGCCAGGACCAGACCUGGGAAAAGUCAGCCAGGACAAGUCCCUUCUGACUCACAGGUGUGUUGGGUCGGAUGCUGCAUUGGCUACAUUAUCCGCCGACGCUUCCAAAAGCACCCAAGGAUCACCCAAUUGCUCCUCACUGGCUGAGCCCCAAGUGGGGGAGCCACUCUCUUCUAUGACAAGCACGGUCUCCUCACUGCAGCAAAAACAGAAAACUGCCCAAACUGGACCUGAACUCUGUGAGAAAAUUCCUGCCAGUGGGGCAGUCGAACCAGCCAGCAUGCUCUCCCAGCAACAGGUGUCAAGCCUUGGAAGCACUCCUCCCUCUGUCAUCUUCACCUUCCCCAUGGCUACACAAGCUCAGCAAAACUCCCUCAGCGGAACCAUAAAAUUCCUUCCAACUUCAGUGAACAGUUUUGGAGUAAAUGACCCACAGCUUUUUCUCAGCCAGCCAUCCAGCCAACCCAUGAACACGAAUCCAAAUCACAGCUUCCUCCCCCAGAGUGAUGUAGAAAGCUCAAACGGCACAACGGCAAGACCGAUAAGAGACCAACAAGUGCCUAUUGCAGCAAGCUCCACCAGCAAACCUCCUGCAUCUACUGCCGACAGUGCCAUAGCUCAGUUGCUCGAGAGGUAUCCAACUGCUGUGUCAUCAUCCUUCAGUCCCACAGGUGUCAAGGGGGAUAGUAACUCCGGCUUCCAACAGUAUCGUACACGCCAUUAUUCCGACCGUGAGACUCCUUCUCCACCGCACAAUAUCCAGCAGUCUCCACCAGCUUAUGAAGAUGCACUGAAGAAGAAGCUUAUUAAUUACAAAAGCCCAACAGGCAACCAGCACAGCUACCUGUACAAGCAGAGCUCUCAGUACCACAAUGCCAGCAAGCAGAGCCCUGUAGCAACUGCGGAUCCUCAAGCCACCCAGCCGAACCCAUCCACCGACCCAACGCCGCCCGACCUAGCCCAGGUGAUUCGGCAGCUCUCCAAGUCAGCCAUGGAGGACAGCCUGCCCCCGGUCUUGCAGGUGACGCCCAAAGGAGAUGGGGCUGGCUACGGACUCAGCAUGGACUUGGAAGACUGGUUUGAAGGUUCUCUUGGCUCACCCCCAGGAGCAUGUAAGCUGGAUUCAGGACCCCUCUCUGCAUCGCUGCUGUCUGAUUGGUUGGAAGUGCGAAACAUGAAUAUGGAUGACAUGAUGGCCGUACAGCAAGAACUGGGGUUGAUGUCGCCAUUCAACAUGUUGGACAUUCCUGGCCUGGUGGUGUCUCCCAAGGAUAAGGAUAGGGUUUAAACCCAGGUCAUAUGUAACGGGCCUGGUGUCAGUUAUUGACCGUUAAUGAGGCGACAGUUAUUGAAGGCUGUAAUGAAACUUAUGGUAAAAGUGACACUUUAUGCUUUCCCAGAUUAGAGGGAUUCUAACCAAAAAGAAUGUUCUGUAACUUUGUGCAGUAUUUGUUUUUAGGGGUUUGUAUAACACACCUGAAAUUUUCAAAUAUAAGGAGUUGUUGGCUCUUGCUGAGUGUUUAGUGUAUAUGUAUCAAGGUUUUGGGAUUGUUCAGUUUCUAGCUGGACUGUGCCAACACUGAACUCUUAGGUCUGUACCUUUCUUGUGGGUUUGUAAGCUCAGACUUUAUAGUUUUCUGGUGUGUUUGGUGACCGUUAAUUAUAGUGUGGAUUUGGUUGGCAACAUGCUCUUGGUUAAUAAAGAUAUGGACUGACCUAGUGGAAGUAGCAAAAUGUGUAAAGAACAACCUAAAGCCCUAUUGAUAAUGGGUAACCAUUCAUUGUACCACUGUAAACUUGAAAAUGUUUUUAUGUGGUGUGCAUCGUGUGCUGUGGUCUUCACACUCCACUAAGAGUGCGGUAGUAACUUCAUUGUUUUUCUAGGGUUUAUAGUGCCAACCUGGGCUUCAAUAAAUAUUUCUUUAAAAGUCCAGACAAACCCCAUGGGCAGAUACCUCUGCAGCAUGACCGCUGUUCAAGAAUGAUUUGAAAAGCUCUUUUGACUUGUUUACUGCAUGUUAGCCGUCUGCUGUCUUGCAAGUAUUUAAUGUGUUGUGUUAAUUACGUCUUUCCUUCAAACGUUGAAAACUGCCGAUUAGUUGUGCUUUCCGAUCAUUAAUUAACAGUGUCUUGGAAUUCAAAUACAUGUAUCUUGCCCAAGCACCAAUAAAGCCUGAUUCUUCCAUGAUAAGUAUCAUUUAUUGUCAUGCAAACUUGGCGGUAAUUAAAAUCUGAAGUAUUCAGCAUAUCUACAUUUAUUCAGUUAUUUGGGGAUGAGCAACACAGGUUCCAACAGCUAUCCAGUUCGUAAGUGUGACGUCACUUCAGUUUAAACCACGCCCACUGCACACGUGCACUGCACUGCACCUAGGAUUACCUGCAUUAAUCGCCAUUUACAUGGAACCAUGGAACUGGAAGUUCACGCGCAACUUCAGCGAUUGUCCAAUGGGAGCCGGGAAAUCGUAUGGCGUCCGCCUUUGUGACGAAGUCUCUUACGAAUUGGAUAGAAUACCGACGUGACUACGACGGGCACAAUAAAGUACUGGUAUGUUUGCACAAGGCAUCAGUGUGAGAACCAA